UCCAUACGUCGGGCGAAGACAUGUUGAUAGGAAUAUCGCCAGUGUAUGUCAUUUAGGGGCUGUGCAAGACGGCGCCGUCUUCGUCAUGGAUUGGUUUGGUGUGUGGUGUAUUUAUGUUGGUGUCUUCUGUAACCCUGGUGAAGCUGUGCACAGUAUCGGUUGCAUUGAGACUGCGAAGUCAUUCUUAGAAUCCGAAGCUUGCGGUGCAACUCAAAACUGCACAGUGCAUUGCGAGGACAGUUGCUACAAUGACAGUAAAGCUGAAGUUUUGGGCACUGUGUUCUACUCGGAGGUGACUUUUUGCGCUUUCGUAGAACUCGUCCAUCUGUAAGAGUGCCCUGCAUGACUUGCGCAUUUCGUCCUGGAAUGCCAGUGCCAGGACAGUCACCUUUGUGGCCUCUGAAGAAGAUGACAGACGCUAUGACUUCGUAGGAUCUGUGCGUUUCAACAUUCCAUCAAAAGAUCACUUUCAGAACACUGCAUAUUUCUAUUUCACCUCACCUAGGGUCACCGAAGAAGUAUUGGACACCACCAUGCUCCAUCGUAACUUUAUCUACUCAUCAUAUCAGCAACAGAAGUCAGACAAAUGGCUGAAAGAUACACCCUCGCAGGAAUGCCACGUAUCUCCUGGAUAUACGGCGCACUUUGAUUACACACUUAAAGAACUUGAACUGAAUGCUUCUGUCAACCUUUCACCGUCGCCCAGCAACGGACGAUACAGCAUCACGUGGCCUAGGACACUUCAGCCGCGGGUUCGCACUAACAUGUUCUGGUGCAGAAUCCACAACAGAAUGACGUCAGACAUCGCAUCUCCGGCCAUGUACUUCCGUGACAUCAGUCCUGCCGUUCCAUUUCUUCCGAGACACUACACGACCACCGUAAGCCUGGAUGAACCACUGGACAUAGAAGUGGUUCCACGGAGACCAGGCGAGGUGACCUCGUGGGUCAAGGAGAAUGGGAGUGGUAAUGGAGAUCGGCCUAAAGUGAACAACAGUGGCUACAAGCUAAGGCACAAAAAAGCUGCGUUGCAUCACGGCGGAUUAUAUGUCGUCAACGGGCCAUACAGAAGAUCUCCCGGAAAGAACCGUGCUGUGAUGCGAGUCAUCGUGCGAAUGUGCAGAGCAAACAAGUACGGACCUCUGUGCGAAUCCACGUGCCCUGGCUGCAAAAACGGUGGCAUUUGCCACGACAUCAUCGGUCGCUGCAUCUGUCCUCCAGGGUUUAAAGGAGAACUCUGCGAAGAACCAUGCGGAGAUGAUAAAUACGGCCAGCAAUGCCAGAAACGUUGUUCAGACACCAACCCUGACCCCGAGUCAAAAACAUGUUCGGGCAUCAUGAUCUGCCUUCCCGAUCCUUAUGGCUGUUCUUGUGGAACUGGCUUCAAGGGAUUCUUCUGCAACGAAACGUGUUCCGAACACAAAUACGGAGCUGACUGCAAGCAGAAGCGCGUCUGCUACUGCAAGAACAACGGGACUUGCAAUGUCUUCACUGGAACCUGCGUAGAUGAUAACCAAGAGUGUCUCCAUGGCUGGAAGAACAAACCUUACUGCGAUAUCAGCUACCCUCUCCUAAAGAGCAAACCCGAAGUUUCAAACAUCAACGACACCAGCGCUAAAGUAACUUGGAAUCCAUGGAAUUCUGGACAUGAUACUGGCGAAGGGAACCCUGAAGCGUACUCGCUCCAAUACAAGGAAAUUGCAAGCGCGAAGUGGUCGUCUACUCGAAAUGCUCGCUCUCCAACGAUCCAUAGCCAUCUUCUGUCGGGAUUGAAGCCCGACACUUCUUACGACGUCAGAGUCCUGGUGAUCGACAGCGACAACAAGUACCGGAGUGAAGGGGCCCAGGAAGAACGCUUUAGAACGCGUUGUGGACGUCCCUCAGAGGCGCCUUCUUCCAUCGUGAUUGACACCUCUCACAGCAGAUCAAUCACCGUCAACUGGGAGAAUCCUCCUCGGCAGUCCUGGAACUGUAGGACCAUCAAUGUCACCCUCAUGUACAACUACAGCAGAGCUACAUUCAAUCUAACAGCUAAUCCAGACUUCCAUCCAAAAGCCAAUCUCUCGUUUUCCACAAAGCCGUAUACUUUAUGGAGCAUCAAACUUCGUAUGGAGACUCCAGAUGGAGGGCCAGGAGAAUGGACCGCUAUCACAAAAGCACGCUCCGCUCAAGAUGCACCGUCUGAGGUUCGGGGUGUAGCCACAGUAAAAAUAAGUGCUCGGAGUGCAAUCAUUCUGUGGCUUCCACCCAACGAGCCCAAUGGGAUCCUCCGGAACUAUGGGAUUACGUACCAGGUGGAAAGGCUCUUGGCGCCAAAGUGCAACAGAAGAAAUGAAGGACAUAUGAACAGCACCAACGUUACCUACGACACUCAACAGAUAACGCUUACAGGGUUGAAGCCAUAUGCUCAAUACGUCUUUCGGAUCAAGGCUUUCACAAUCAAAGCAGGGCAGGAGACAACAUUGAUAUUCAGCACGCCAGAAGCAGUGCCUGAUGGAUCGGUAUCGUUCCUGUCACCUAACAUUACAAGGGAGUAUGUAAAGCUGGAGUGGACGAUAGUUCCAUGCGAGCGAGCCAACGGCAAUAUAUCCCGUUAUCGCGUGAUCACCCGAAGCCCUGAGGAGUGGGAGGUAAAGGUCUACAAUGAGACGACGAGCGAGACCAAAAUUGCGUACGACAGCCUGGUCCCAUAUACUCUCUACUAUGUGAGUGUGAUCGCAGAAAAUCGUGCUGGACUAUCGACGCAACCUGCCAGCAUGAACUUCACUACACUGCCGACAAAGCCUCCUGCUCCGACUGCACUUGUGGGGGAACAGCAAUCAAGAACGAGCAUUUCCUUAACCUGGGUCGUUCCCUACCCACCUUACGGUGUCCUGAAGUAUUACAACGUUUUGUUUCAAUCAGAAAAUUCCACAACGUAUACGACAACGCAAGUCGACCCUAAGCGAGCGAUCUGUCGUGGAAUGGAAGGCACCAAGAAACAGUGCUUUACCAUGAGUGAUCUUCGACAAGAUACGAAAUACUACAUUAAGGUGUCUGCUGCCAACGAAGGAACAGGUGAAGGAAACUCAUGCAAAGAAAUAGAAGUAGUGACGAAGGAACUGCCUCCCGAGGCACCCAGAGAACUGUCCGUAACGGACCGAAGAGAACGCAGUAUCAGGGUGGAAUGGAAGGAACCACUGCGCAAAAAUGGGGUUCUCAGGCAGUACAGGCUGAACAUAUCAUUAAUUCACUCAUUCGAUACGGAACUGCUGAACGCAAGUCGUCCAAACUCUACUGAAUUUUCCAAUACCUCCAUCCUGUGGUGCGACCUGCAGCCUCUUUUCCCGGCAUGCACAUACAAUGUGUGCGUAGAAGCAAGCACGAGUGCCGGCUUCGGAGCUCCUCAGUGCGAACGAGUCACCACCAAAGCAUCAGUUCCAGUUGUAGAAGCUGAACCCAGCUUAGAAAGAAUCAUCAACAACACAGUUCACCUCACACUGUCUCCAGUCACGUUCAAAAAUGGGCCCAUCAGUAACUGCUACGUGCUCGUCGUACGAGGCUACGACCACUACCAGGGCAGCGUACGUCCUUUGACCUACCAGGAGUCUCGAGAACUUGACCUGCCCUACUACGUGGCUGCUCGAUUGGACCCGGAACAGUUAAGAGGCCCCCAAGACUUUGUCGUCGGCGAUGGCUCCACGAUUGGAGGGUACCACAAUGCUCCUCUGGAACCUACAACUACAUACCGGUUUGCAGUUUUGGUUGAGAGCAACUUUUCAGGGGAGGUCUUGUACGGUUACCGCUUAUCUCAGCCUGUUGUGGUGAGACCUCUUGCUAAUCUUGGAACGAUCCUCGCUGUUCUGGUAAUGUUUCUGCUCGUACUCCUGUUGGUGGCAGCCAUAUUCUGCUACCGGAAACGAAAGCGAGCUACUCCUUCCAGGAGCAACAGAUUAAUGGUUCACGAGCUCAAGGAAGCAUUGCCCAUACCCUCGAAAUUGGGUGACGACAACGUGUCUGGAUCCCGGAUGACACUGAACAUGGUGGACGUCGACCUGAACGCCAUGGAGCCAAUCCAGAACAACGGUGGCACAUCCGGGUCAGUAGCUGUAAAAGACUUUAAGCUGCACGUACAACGAUGUCAAGAGAAUGGUAAACUCGAGGAAGAGUAUAUGAGCGUUGGUCAUGGUCAACUGCAUCCGUGGGAAAAUGCCAAGAAGCCUGGAAAUAAAUCAAAGAACCGUUAUGGGAAUAUCCUACCCUACGACCACUCCCGGGUUGUUCUAUCAUGGGGCUCUGGCCCUGACUCGGACUACAUCAACGCCAAUUACGUUCCCGGUUACAAUAAUCCCAGAAGGUACAUCGCUACACAAGGUCCAAAGUCAACGACCACCGCCGAUUUCUGGCGGAUGGUAUGGGAAGAGAAGAGCUGCAUGAUCGUCAUGCUCGCAAACCUCAAGGAAAAGGAGAAGGUGAAAUGCGAGCAGUACUGGCCAGAGUCAACACGAAAGUACGGAUUCGUCACUGUCCGCACGGACAAAACGGAGACUUCCGUCGACUUUGUAGUCCGAGAGUUUACCGUAACUAAUGAGAAAGAAAAGAACACUCGUCUGGUUGUGCAGCUCCACUUUACGACGUGGCCCGAUCAUGGGGUUCCAGUUUACCCCGAUGCGAUGCAACCUUUUAUGAAACGGGUGAGAGGGAUACGUAAGACGGACGCUAAUCCAAUCAUCGUUCAUUGCAGUGGAGGAAUUGGCCGAACGGGGACUUUCAUUCUAUUGGACAGCAUGAUGGAUCAAUCAGAAAAUGAGGGACAAGUCAACCUCGCGGAGCAAUUACGUGCAAUGAGGCAGAACCGCAUCAGCUUGGUCGAAUCAUUGGACCAAUACAUCUUCGUUCAUCAAGCCCUUGUGGAAAUCUUGUGCUCCAAGUUCCACAAGAUGACUGUCCAGGAGUUCACGGAACGGUUUCACAUGCUCAGAGUGCGGAGCCCAGAUUCUGGAAAAAGCACAGUAGAGGAAGAGAUUGAAGAGCUCAAUUCGACUGACCUACCACCCAAUGUAACCUACACGGCUGCCACGAGUGCAGAGAAUACGGCAAAGAACCGCGCUCAAAACAUCCUUGCAGCUGACGCAAGGAGGCCCUACUUGAGUGUCCCUCCAGAUAGUGGUCGCACAGAUUACAUAAACGCCGUCUACGUUGACGGCUUUAAAAGACGCAACGCCUUUCUGGUAACACAGUUCCCGUUGCCCGACACCAUUGGAGACUUCUGGCAGAUGGUGGCUACAAGCAACACUAGAGCGAUUGUCACCUUAGAUAAGCUAGAUUUGGCAGAUGAGACCUGCCCACAGUUCUGGCCAGACCUGAACACAACUGUCAAGUAUUACGGUUCCAAGGUCCAAAACGAAGGAACGAAUAUCGAGUCCGGGAUCGUCGUUCGGACGUUCAGGGUCGAACAGACCGGGUUGAAGAAAACGCAGAGAAUAGUACGCCAGUUCCACUUGCAAGAAUGGCCGCUGUCCAACGUUACACCGCCAUCUUGUGACAUCAUGCUGGACCUUAUUCAGAAGGUGGAACGAUGGCAGAGGCAGUCGAAGAAUACGACACUUAUUGUGCAAUGCAUAAACGGUUGCACAAACAGCGGGUUGUACUGCGCUUCGAGCAUCGUCUGCGAACAGCUGAAGACGGAACAGGAUUUGGACGCGUUCCGAAGCGUUCAGACGAUCCGGAACAGCCGACAGCAGUUCGUCCGUGACCAGGUCCAGUACGAGUUCCUCUAUGACGUGGCCUUGGCUUUCCUGGACAGAUUCGACGGGUACUCCAACUUCCAGUGAUACUUCCGCACGUGACGCGCUCACCACCCGUGAGACAAUAUACGUAGUAUUACAGUAGACAAUACAUAUGUAGCGUAAUAUUUAAAGCGUUCAUAAGAGUGUAAGAUUGGCUUCGCUAUGUCUGCGUGUAUCAUCGGUCAUCACGACGCCACAUGAUGCGAAGGGGUCCGCUAGGAGCAGCUUUCAUCCAACAUGAUGGCAAUUGAUCUUCUGGAUCCAGAAGGUGUGGGUUCGAGUCCUACAGCUGGCUAACUUUUUCAGUGACUUCCUUCUUUCAUCAGCUUCUAUCCAUUUGCGCGAUACAGUGCUGUGAGACGCUGCUAUUAGAUGCUUGUCUGCAGGCUUGACGUAAGAUGAAAUGGUUCUGCAUUUGUACUUUUCUACUGAGUGCAAUGUUCAAAAAUCAAUGUUUAAUACGCUUCUUCCGGGAGUAUGAGUUGCUCGGUAAGAGUUGUGGGGAACAAGAGGACGAAGAAGUUAGAGUGGAGCAGGAAAGGAAGAAGGCGAGGAGAUUAAUUGUUUGAUGUGUGGACCUGAAAGCGUGGAAGCGAUCGGCUAUAUAUGAUGAGAGUUAUUAAAAUAACGGGUU
This is a messenger RNA of Ornithodoros turicata, 6399 nucleotides long. RefSeq names its product receptor-type tyrosine-protein phosphatase T-like. The record is from RefSeq and is a predicted model, not a curated record. NCBI's taxonomy places the organism in Eukaryota, Metazoa, Arthropoda, Arachnida, Ixodida, Argasidae. The coding region runs from base 534 to 5810 and encodes 1758 amino acids. The transcript is spliced from 42 exons. Gene Ontology annotation, biological process: protein dephosphorylation. Gene Ontology annotation, molecular function: protein tyrosine phosphatase activity; protein binding.